Molecule: messenger RNA, 2112 nt
Organism: Danio aesculapii
Lineage: Eukaryota; Metazoa; Chordata; Actinopteri; Cypriniformes; Danionidae
Gene: ddx43
Product: DEAD (Asp-Glu-Ala-Asp) box polypeptide 43
Exons: 16
Coding region: 1-2112 (703 amino acids)
Molecular function (GO): RNA binding; ATP binding; RNA helicase activity
Source: RefSeq, a predicted model, not a curated record
AUGUCGGAUUGGGAAGAUGAAUACGACGGGGAUGGUGUGGUGGUUUCAAAGCAGUUACCUGUUAAACCUGCGCCACUAAAAUCAUGGAGGCCUCCGUCACCUCGAGGUGCGCGCAAUCGAGAAAUCUCGAGCGCCGGUUCAAAAUUCGGUGGAGACGGAGAGCAGUGGGUGAACUGGAGGAACCGAGACUCGGCUUUCGAUGUCUUUGAUGGUGCAGUCGGUAAAAAUAACAGUUACAGUCGAUCCAGGACUGGACCAACACGAAGUCGCGGUGAUGGAGACCGUGGAGAUUCUUCACCGGUUACUCUGAAUGUGGAAAACUCAUUGGUCGGGAGAAUAAUAGGUCGAGGUGGUGCAAAAAUACGAGAGCUCGAAGAGAGCAGUGGAGCGUCAAUAAAGAUAACCCGUGGUGCACAUGAAGCUGAAGUGCUUAUCUUUGGAAGCUGUGAUGCUCGGCUCAAAGCCAAAGACAUGAUUGAAGAUCUGGUGCAUGGAAAUAUGGGAGGUUCUGGAUACCGCAAUGGAAACAGCAAUCAAGGGUAUCAAAAUGACUCUUGUUGGUCAGCUUCUGCUGUACAAGCGGCGGCCGCUGCAGCUCCAGCACCUACCCCCAUUGACUGGACUUCACUUAGAGAAAACAGGGACAAAUAUGAAGCUAUGAAAUGGCAAGAUCUUCCUGUUCUAAAGAAGAAUUUCUAUAUUGAAGCAAAAUCUGUGGCUGCUCGCAGUGCUGAAGAAGUCAAGAUCUGGAGAAAAGAGAACAACAAUAUCUUUGUGGACGAUUUGAAAGAUGGUGACAAAAGAACCAUUCCCAGUCCAGUGUGUACGUUUGAGGAAGCUUUUGCUCACUAUCCUGGCAUCAUGGAAAACAUUGUCAGAGUGGGGUUUAAAAAACCAACUCCCAUUCAGUCGCAGGCCUGGCCAGUAGUCCUGAAUGGAACUGAUCUAAUUGGAAUAGCCCAGACAGGAACAGGCAAAACUCUGGCCUACCUCCUUCCUGGAUUUAUUCAUAUGGAUGGACAACCAAUGCCCAGGGACAAAAGAAAUGGCCCUGGCAUGUUGGUUUUGACUCCCACUCGUGAGCUGGCUCUCCAGAUCGAAGCAGAGUGCAACAAAUACAGCUACAAGGGAUUCAAAAGUAUCUGUAUCUAUGGAGGAGGUGACCGAAAGGCCCAGAUUAAAGUAGUGACCAGUGGUGUGGACAUUGUCAUUGCAACACCUGGACGGUUAAAUGAUCUACAGAUGAAUGAGCUUAUCAACUUGCGCUCCAUCACCUAUCUGGUGUUGGAUGAGGCUGAUAGAAUGUUGGACAUGGGAUUUGAACCUCAAAUUAUGAAAAUCAUUCUGGAUAUUCGGCCUGACAGACAAACGGUUAUGACUAGUGCCACCUGGCCACCAGGUGUUCGGCGACUGGCCAAAUCCUACCUGAAAGAUCCCAUGAUGGUUUAUGUGGGCACACUGGAUCUAGCAGCAGUAAACACUGUUCAGCAAACGGUGCUGUUUGUGCAGGAGGAUGAAAAAAAAGACUACGUUUUUGAUUUCAUUCACCGAAUGGAGCCUCGGGACAAAGUACUAAUAUUUGUUGGAAAAAAACUCAAAGCUGACGACCUCUCCAGUGACCUGUGUCUUCAGGGUGUAGCAGUUCAGUCUCUGCAUGGAGACCGAGAGCAAUGCGACAGAGAAGAGGCCCUGCAGGACUUUAAAGAUGGUCGUGUGCGUAUUCUGGUGGCGACUGACCUGGCCUCCAGGGGACUAGAUGUGCAUGACAUCACGCAUGUGUUCAACUAUGAUUUCCCGAGAAAUGUGGAGGAGUAUGUGCAUCGUGUUGGGAGAACAGGUCGUGCAGGGAGGUCCGGUGAAUCUGUAACCCUGGUGACGAGAGAGGAUUGGAGAGUAGCAGCUGAGCUAAUCACCAUCCUGGAGAGAUCUGGUCAGGAUGUACCAGAAGAACUAGUACUAAUGGCUGAGCGUUAUGAAAAACACCGGAGGGAGAAAGAAAUGUUUGGACCCAGGGGCGGAAGAGGAGGAGGAGGAGGAGGAGGAGGAGGCGGCGGCGGAAGAGGGGGAGGACGAAGAGGUGGUUAUAGAGGAGGCUCAGACCUGCCUUUCUAA